AUGGGUGUUCGUCCUCCUCGUCCAGCGGGCAUCUAUGUCCCCAACACUCCCACUUGCUCAACACGCGAGAGUAUCUCCGGUCCCGUUUCCCCUGAAUUGAAUGUGGAUUCAGAUGCGGUUGUCCUUUCAACCCUCCCUCUCCUAGAGUACAUCUCCUCCAAAUUACAGCAACGAAUGAUGCAUGUCACACUUCUCGUCGGCCGCGGCAAACCGGUCCCCACGGGCCAAUCAUCUGACCUAAUGGUUAUCCCCGUCAGCCAUCUCGAUCAAACUUCAUACCGCGUUCUGGAACGGGCUAUUGCAAAGGGGUCUAAGAAAUAUUCUCUCGGUCCGGACUGGAGCGAUGCCCUCGGUCGCAGUCAUUACGAGCGUCAAGCAAACGAUUACCUUCUACAACAAUCAAUCUUACAAAAUGAAGUUGUCUUCAGCCAAGAGGGUCUCACCUUACUCAAUAUGGACCGCAUUUAUACCUUCAAACGCCGACUAUGCGUUCUAUCCAACCGACCAAAUCCCCGCCCAGAGGAGCCGGCUAUGGUCUCGACAGUUCAACUUCUCGAGCGACUGAUGGGCGAUUUCCAAGGUCGCCCCUUUAGUAAAGCCUUUUUUCAUCGUGUCUAUGAGCAAUUAGACGUUCGUGAUGAGCUCUUGACCGCCGUCGCAUCUGCGUACAACAACAUGAAAAAGAAGGAUGCAAUCAUACUGCCUGUCAGGGGCACCGCCGAAAGCACUAAAAAUAUACCAAUUCGAACGAUUCGAAUCCGUCGUCCACCUCCAGUUACAUCCGUUAAGAAGAAGUUCCAGACCAAGCGUGCACCAAAAACACCUUUGUCUGCAUCGGAUGUUACACCGAUUACGCGAAACGAGUGGAAUAUCUUCAGUCAGGAUCUUCGACAUGUGCAACCUACUAUCACGAAAUGGACACCAUCUCCAAUUGUGUUUGUCGGGGCAUGA
Penicillium malachiteum is the source of this 951-nucleotide messenger RNA. RefSeq lists its product as uncharacterized. The record is from RefSeq and is a predicted model, not a curated record. Bases 1 to 951 code for a protein of 316 amino acids. Lineage: Eukaryota; Fungi; Ascomycota; Eurotiomycetes; Eurotiales; Aspergillaceae. The transcript has a single exon.